Acinonyx jubatus (cheetah) is the source of this 3504-nucleotide messenger RNA. RefSeq names its product chloride intracellular channel 3 (gene CLIC3). The record is from RefSeq and is a predicted model, not a curated record. NCBI's taxonomy places the organism in Eukaryota, Metazoa, Chordata, Mammalia, Carnivora, Felidae. The coding region runs from base 81 to 794 and encodes 237 amino acids. The transcript has 6 exons.
CCCGGGAGGGCGGGGCACCCCGGGAGCCUUAAAGGGCUCUCCAGAUCCCCACCCUGCCUCGGCCACCACAGCUCCUCGCCAUGGCAGAGACGGCUAAGCUCCAGCUGUUUGUUAAGGCAAGCGAGGAUGGUGAGAGCGUGGGACACUGCCCUUCCUGUCAGCGGCUCUUCAUGGUCCUGCUCCUCAAGGGCGUGCCCUUCACCCUCACCACCGUGGACAUCCGCAGGUCCCCGGAUGUGCUUAAGGACUUCGCUCCCGGCUCGCAGCUGCCCAUCCUUCUCCACGAUGGCGACACCAAAACAGAUACACUGCAGAUCGAGGAGUUCCUGGAGGAGACGCUGGGGCCCCCCGAAUUCCCCAGCCUGGCGCCCCGCUACCGGGAGUCCGCCACGGCGGGCAACGACGUCUUUCACAGGUUCUCCGCGUUCAUCAAGAACCCAGUGCCCACGCAGGACGAUGCCCUGUACCAGCUGCUGCUGCGCGCCCUCACCAGGCUGGACAGCUACCUGCGCGCGCCGCUGGAGCACGAGCUGGUGCGGGAACCGCAGCUUGGCGAGUCGCGCCGCCGCUUCCUGGACGGCGACCAGCUCACGCUGGCUGACUGUAGGCUGCUGCCCAAGUUGCACAUCGUGGACACGGUGUGCGCGCACUUCCGCGGGGCGCCCAUACCCGCCGAGCUGCGCGGCGUCCGCCGCUACCUGGACAGCGCGCUGCAGGUGAAGGAGUUCAAGUACACGUGUCCACACAGCGCGGAGAUCCUAGCGGCUUACCGGACGGCGGUGCGCCCCCGCUAGCCGCCGCCCGCUCUACCGCCACCCCCUGCCCCCUCUUCUACAGCCCCAUAAACGCAUCUCUGCCCCAGCAAGCAUGCCCUGACAUCCGAGGGACCAGAGGGCCCUUGACUUCUGCCACCCCCAAAACCCCCACCAUGGAACACUCCGUCCCCAGGACAGCCUGGAAUGAUGGGCAGAGAACCCAGUGGGUGGCUCUGCUCCACUAACCCUGUCGGGGGUGGGGUGGGGACUAGAUUGGGCUCCCAAACCAGUCAGGCCAGGGUGGGGCUGCAGGAUGGCCAAGGAGGGUGGGGACCAGAGCCCAGACUGGGCACCUAGAGGCUCAGGUCGGUGGGUGGGGCCGGCCCACAUUCCUCAGCCCAGCCCCAGGCGGCAGGCCACCACCCUCCAGCUUCCACAUGACCUGUGGUGUGGGACACUGGUGGCUGUGCCUGUUAGGUGAGGUCUGGAAGAGUGAAGUGUGUGGGGUGGAGGGGCCGGCAACAGAGUUCCAACCUUGAGGAGCCCUGACCUGCCUUCCAGUCCCUCUCCGCUCCGCCGUGAACCGGGCAGGGGCAGCUGGGUGAGCCUGUAGAGAGUGGUGCUCCCCCCACCCCCACCCCCGAGGCGGUGCGGAAGCUGGCCCAUCUGCUUACACACUGCGGCCCGAGCCAGAUCACAGGCCCAGGGAGACCCCUGAUCCCUCUCCCCCGGCCAGACCCCAGGAGCCAGAGCAUGGCCGUUUCCUCCACCUGAGGAAGCCAUUUAUUUAAUGGGGAAGGGGUCCAAGAAGCAGGUUUGUUCCCCUCUGGCAGCAGGACGGGCUGUGGGGUCUCAGGCGCUGUCCCCACCGCAUGAGCAGACUCCUGGCAGGGUCACACUUGGUGCUGCGCCUUCAGGGGCUGUCAAAGUCUACACCGCUGGCUGGUUUCUUACUGGGAGAGAAGAGGAAGAGACACUAUGGUUUUACGGAGGGAAGGGCAGGGGUCCAGGGCUGGGCCAGGGGCACAGGAGGGAGGGGCAGGGGGUGAGUACCUCUUGAAGCCAGGGUUGAUGAGGGACUCUCCUGGACACCGCCUCCUGACCCCAAGUCCAGGGCCACCUCUCUGAGGGUCCGGGUCUGAGGGCAACGGGACGGGACGGGGCUUCCUGAGUCGGUAGAAUUCCAGAGCCACAGCCCCCUCUCCGUGCACAUGCUGUCUUUGGGGCCCGACUCUUGUUCUGGGGAAGGGGAGUCACAGAGGGAGGAGGAGCACAGCCCCCACCGAAGUCCCAGGUGACAGGCCUUACCUGGUAAGAAGAACUGAGGCCCUGCCAGACAAGGGCUCUUUUUGGGGCUGGUGGCUGUCACCUGCAGGCCUGGGGAAGAAAGCCAGGAAUGGAGGCACGAGCAGGGGGACCCUAGUGAAGAUUCGGGGUACCUGCUCCCCACCCCACCUGCCAGCUGCCUCUUCAAGUUGCACACUUGCUCUGCCAGACCCAGUGUCAGUGCCUGCAACCUGGAGGCUGCCUCUGGGCCCGGCACCUUGGAGAGCUCAAAAUCCAGGGCCCAGGGCCCCCCGGAAAGGGUUAGGGAUGCUCCAUCCUCCCGCAGGGCGAAAGUCACAGCUUGCUGCUCACAGGCUGCCCUAGGAAAGGAGGUGUGCUGAGUGCGGUGUCCAGACCCCCAGCUCCACACCCACCCUUCCUUCCCCGCUCAGCGACUCACCUGAACCGGGGGGUGAUCUCCUCAGCCGCACUCAGGCCCAAACGGGCUUUCUGCAGGGCACAGGGGCUGGUCACCAGCUGCCCAAGACUCUGGAGCCACCCCAAAGCUGCCUGACGGAGGGCCACCCAGGACCCCGGGCCAAUCUUAGGGCUACAGUUACAAAGCUGGGGGAAGGGUGUCCAGACCCCCCCCCCCAACCCACCCCUACCGCGGGAUCCCAGACCGCCCCCUGCGAUCCCAGAGGUGGUCCGCACUGCAGGUACGGAGUGCCGGGGGCUUCCAGGCCUGCCCGGGAGCCCCGAUACCCACGAGGGCCUCCAGGCUGUCCGCCGUGAAGCAGGUGCUCCAGAGUUCCGCGGCGUCCGUCACACUGUGGGGGGAGGGGCUGUCAGGCGGAACGGCCCGCAGAACUGUCGGCGCCCCCAGAGACCCGCGCUCCUCGCCAGCCACUUACUAGAGGUUGAAGCCGCCGCGGCCUCCGUCCUCGCUUCCCUCCCCCUCGCAAUAGCACACGAAGCGCGGGGGCCCGGGCCCCGGCGGCAGCGUGCAGAGAGGCGGCGACAGAGGCGGCGGCGGCACCAUAGCACCGCGGCCACGGCAGGGACACCACCCGGGAGGCUGCGGGCCCCAGGGCGCCUGCGCGGGAGGACGGCUCCGGAGCCGGGGGCGGGGCUUAGGUCCCGCCCCGAAGACCCAGGCCCUUCGCGCCGGCGGCGGGGCCUGGGGGCGGGCUGGAGGGGCGGGGCUCGGUCUCCGGAGGGCGGGGUCCCCCGGGCGGGCCUGUUCCGGGUGCGGUUCCCGCGUCCGCGCGGAGGCCUGCGCGCCUUCCGCGCGCGGAGUCCGGGGUUCCCUCCCCCGCCGCUUCGCCCCCUGCUGGUCCCAGCGGCCUCGUCCUGCCUUCCGCACCUGCUGUCGCUCUUCCCGAGAUACUAUCUCACGUGGUCUUUAGACGCGCAAACUUUCCUAACGCCGAACCGCGGCAGGUCGGAAUACGACCGUGAAUAAAGUGUGGCGGCCAGCGCA